UGGGCGUAGUGUCAAUAGACAGAAAAAGAAAAAAGCAAACCGAUGUCAUCCUAUAACUUACAUGUAUAAUUAAUUAGUGAGUGUUAUACUUGAGUGGAUUGCAACGUAUUUCAUUUAAUACAAAACAAGUUUCGAGCGAACGACAUAUAUUUCGUAUUCGUAAAGAAUGGUUCUUACUAAUAUUCUUCUAUUAAGUCAGAUCGCAGGCUAUGUAGUAGCUUUGAUUCUCUCAUUAUGCAUUACUGUACCGAUGAGCUUACAUCAAGAUGAAUUUAAGGGGCAUUGCUUGUUGUUUUCAACUGGAGUUUGGCAAGAGGAAGAUGGGCAGUUUAAAGUUGAUUGGGCAUCUCAGGCAUACUGCAAUUACACAAUAUUUGUUGGUGUGAUUUUAUUUGUUACAUCAGCAGUCCAGAUUUACAGAAUGUCAAUGUACUUGUACAAGGGCACAGACAGUUCAUUUUUAUCAGCAUUUGUAGACGUCCUUGGUAGUCUUUUCCUAUGUGCUAUGACAAUAGUUGCAGCCUUGAUGAUUACACUUGGUUUUCUUGUGUGGUGUGAUGAGAUGACCAAGAGAUUCCCUUCCUGUGACCUAGCUGCAGGCAACGCUAUUGAUCUUGCCGAUGGUAUCGACACAUCCGGAUUCCCUAUUGAAAUGGGGACAGCCCAGUUUGGAGCAUGGGCUUCAUGGGCUUGUUGGGUUGGCUUAACAGUGUUUGCAGUAUUGAAACUGUGUCGCUACCACCAGCUGGAGAACAUGAGAGUUAGCAUGUAUCGGGAACGACAGCGCCUCAUCAAUGGUAGCAACAGUUCUGCCAGACAUGAAAACAGAACUGGAGGGAGAGAUGAUAAAGAAGGCAUCUCACAAGCACAAGAGCACGCUGCUGAUAAGACCUUAGCUAGUCCCCCACCUGUGUGAGGUUAAGACGUAAUUAACAUUUCAAACGAAUAUGAAGAGACUGACUAUUAUGCUUAUCGAUUAUAGUAAAUGUUUCUACGCUUACAUUGAAAGUUUCUAAUUGCAUUUGCAUGCUAUCUGUACAAAAGUGGAGUGAAUUAGAUGCAAGACUUUAUUCUGUAUUUUAAUUUUAUACCCAAAGGAAAUUGCACUUUUAAUAGUCCAUACUCAGAAGUUCUAGUCUGUAAGUAAUUGAUUUGAUAUGACUAUGAUGUUAAUAUUCUUUAAUCUUCCCAAACUGAUAUAGUGGAAUAAUGAUAAUAUCAGCAGCUGUGGUGUGUUGAUAUAGAAAUGAAAAUAAAAUUAGUUGUUUAAAAUACUUUAUGCAGUCAGAUUUUGUGAAGAACAUUUUGUUUACUUGUACAUGAUGGCAGAAGAAAGAGUAAGCUUUUCCUUCAUAAAUAAUUAAAGUUAUUCCUUAAAGUAAUGAACUGAGAUACACAUAAAUUAUAACUGAGACUACUUGUAAAAUCCAUGUACAAUGUUGAGUUUAAAAUAAAAGCAACUUUUGAUACAAAAAUAACUGAA
Molecule: messenger RNA, 1483 nt
Organism: Zootermopsis nevadensis
Lineage: Eukaryota; Metazoa; Arthropoda; Insecta; Blattodea; Termopsidae
Product: transmembrane protein 179
Source: RefSeq, a predicted model, not a curated record